UCCCAUCGGAGGCCUUUUUUCCUCGUCCUUUGGGGAAGGGAUCCCAUGAUUUCGACUCGGGGGUCCGCAAUGUCAUUCGAAGAGACCACCAGCCGGAGGAGGAAGAAGCGGCACAUGAUGCUGGUCUUCUACUGGGUGAAGAAGAAGAAGGCGGCAGCGGUAGAGGAGGAGAAGAGCGUGACCCCAGGACCAGACUGCGGGGCCCCCCACACCCCGCCUUACUUCACCCGCAGCAAACGGCACGGCACCCAAAGACCCACAACCCCGUCGCCCCCCACCGAAGAGACGACCCUGUGCCCCUUCGCCUCCACCUCGGCCAUCGAGGACGUGAUCCAGAAAAGACCUCGGCAGAAGCCCCAGCAGAAGCCCCGGCAGAAGCCGAAGAAGAGGAAGAAGCUCCGGAAGAAGAGGAGGAAGAAGAAGGACAAGACACUAUCAUUGACGACUUCCACCCGGAUAUUGAGAUCCGCGUCCAAAGCCCUUUCCUUGUUGCCUUUGCUGGACGAGGAAAUUGGAGCCGAAUUGAAAGAGAACCCCUUGAAUUGUCCUCUGGAUCGGGAGGAGUUGGGCAGGAAUUCCUGGUCCUUCCUUCAUACGAUGGCGGCUUACUACCCCGACCGGCCCAACAAAACUGAGCAGCAGGAAAUGAUCCAGUUCAUCAACCUAUUCUCCAAGGUUUUCCCUUGUGAGGAAUGCAGAGAAGAUUUUAGGAAAAGGAUACAACAGAAUCAGCCCGAUGCCUCCAGCCAGCGCAAUCUGACGCAGUGGUUUUGCCGGAUCCACAACGAGGUGAACCAGAAACUGGGAAAGCCCGAGUUUGACUGUUCCCUCGUUGACGAGCGCUGGCGGGACGGAUGGAAAGACGGCUCCUGCGAUUAGAAGAACUUGAGAGACUAUUGGAACUGGAUCAAAGGAUCUAUCUAUAUAUUUUUUUAAUGAAAAACCCAAGAAAAUCAAGUCUGACAUGGACCCAAAGCAGGGAAGUAAAAUCAUAGCUGUUUACAUUCAUCUCCCUCAUUUCAGCUGCUAGAAAGAGAUCUCAUUGUUCCGCCUUCUGAGCCAGACCAUGCAAAAAGGGACAGAACUAUCCUCCUAUUUUGAAAAUUCUUUUUACCUUUAAGAAAGUGUGUGCUGUUUUUUUUCUUUUAAUGUUCUGAUCAUAUCAGACUGGCCCUUCUCUCAUGUAACAGUACAGUAGGAGGUUGGAGAACAUUUGGGUAGACCUUAGGCCAUGCAUUUGCAAUGUUUGUGCCAAACUCAGAAGUCUGGGGCUACAAAACAUUCAGAGCUGCAGGUCAAAUUGCAUCCACAGAACAAUGGGAUUAUAACUUAGCCACAUAUUGGAUUCAUGUAACUUGGACUUCAGGGACCCCAGUUUGCAUCUAACUGGAGUUUUCCAUUUUACCUGAAUAUUGAAAUUUGUGGUUUGGAUAAAUGAUUAUUACACAACUAUAGUUGUCAUCUAUAAGAUUAUCUUUUGAUACUCGGUUUGUGACCUCUGUUUCUGCAUUCGCUGCCGCUCCUGCCUUGACUAGUAUUUCAAAAUCAUUACAAUCAGUUUGAUAAACUGGCAGAUUGUGGGCAUCUGGUUAAUGGGUUUAAGUGAGUAAUUGUUGAAUUAUUGUUUUGAGGCAUUUCUAAUAAUUUGCAUAGGCCUCCUUUAGCUGCAUUUUCUUGCCAUGUAAACCUAGGGAUUACCCUGCAAAGACAUUGCAGCGGAAGUGAGAAAUGGGACACAUUGAUGCCCCGAUGCAAAGACUUGGUGUGAUUUUUAGGGGGUCAAAGCACUGACUUAGAUAGUAUAAAUUUCUGUCAUUUCCAUCCAUCCAUCCAUGGAAGAAUGAAGAACACAAGGGCUGGAGACUUCUGGCAAUCUGUGCAAUUAAUCUUCAUACUACAUUGAUUGGGAUCCUUUCCAGGCUUGGUAAUGUUGAGUUUUGGAAUGCAGGUCUUAAGAGUCCUAAAAAGUAACUUCCCCAAGGUCCAGUUAAGAGCAGAUAAUGUCUAGUCUCGAACAGUAACCUUAUGGACUGUAUGUUGCUCAAGCUGGGACUGGAGAUGGUACAAUUCAGUGAGACAUCUGAAUAUUUCUGUAAUUCUGCUAGAAUUAAGAUAGCCGAUGGGGAGAAUGUGUGUAAAACUACCCAACUGGAGCCAUGUUUAAUACAUAAAAAUAGUCCAUAAUCCAACUCGUAUUAAUGACUUCCUUGCCAACGUUGGAUGCAUUUUUCAUGAUGGAAAUCUUGAAUUUUGCAAAUAAAAGAACCAUAAUCUGUAAUUUUUUUCCGUAAGCAUUUCAUGAUGAAGAAUACGAAUUGUUUGAGAGCACUCUGUGAAGGUGAUGGUAAAUAAAGUGUGUGUUGGUGGCCAAAGAAUAAAAAGGGAAAUUUGA
Anolis carolinensis (green anole) is the source of this 2392-nucleotide messenger RNA. It is a transcript of the gene gfer, whose product is annotated as growth factor, augmenter of liver regeneration. Gene Ontology annotation, molecular function: flavin-dependent sulfhydryl oxidase activity; flavin adenine dinucleotide binding. The transcript has 4 exons. NCBI's taxonomy places the organism in Eukaryota, Metazoa, Chordata, Lepidosauria, Squamata, Anolidae. Bases 46 to 879 code for a protein of 277 amino acids. The record is from RefSeq and is a predicted model, not a curated record. Gene Ontology annotation, biological process: liver development. Gene Ontology annotation, cellular component: mitochondrion.